AUGUUGAUUUUCUAUAACAUAAGCUAUGUAUAUGAUCAAUUUGGUAAUUUGACACCUGCAUGUUAUGGUCAAAAGGGUAUCUAUCGUACUUUCAUUGCAUUUUGGGCUAUGAUUUUAUAUUCACUCUGUCCAUCUUUAUUGAUGCUUCUAUUUGGUUGUCUAACACUCAACAAUUUGCGUCAACAUCGUAAAGUUAUUCCAAUGGUUCCUCAGAAUAAUCAUACUAUUCGACGUACGGAUACUCAACUCUCACGUAUGUUAGCGUUUCAAGUAUUGGUAAUUGUAAUUUCUACUUUACCAUUUUCUAUAUAUCGACUCUAUGCAUCAUUUACCAUUAGUAUACCUAAGGAUUCUCUACGACUUGCUAAAGAAAAUUUGGCUUAUGAAAUUGCUAGUAUGUUAACACAAUUUGCUCAUUCGACCAGUUUUUAUUUAUAUACACUAACGGGUACUGCUUUUCGAAAAGAAUUUUUCAAGAUUAUUCGACAACAUCGGCAUCAAAAUCGAAUUGGUUUUACUAAGGCUCAAGAUGAAAUACAUCAAAUAUCAAUGAUGCCUACUCAUCGAUAG
Molecule: messenger RNA, 570 nt
Organism: Adineta steineri
Lineage: Eukaryota; Metazoa; Rotifera; Eurotatoria; Adinetida; Adinetidae
Source: the annotation of a GenBank genome assembly